AUGGCACCUCUCGCAGAUACUUUAGAAGCCAAGAGGCGCCGAACGCGUCAAGACUAUCCAUUCCACUUGGAGUAUCGAACACGAUGGUCCGAUAAUGACAUGUACGCCCAUCUCAACAACAGCAUCUACGCCUUUCUCUUCGACUCCAUCAUCAACACCUAUCUCAUUACGCACUGUGGACUGGAUCCAUACAACAGCAGUAACAGUAAUAAAGAUAAAAAUAAAUCCCAAUCAGACACACCACCCCACAACCAAAUCGGCCUCGUCGUCUCCUCCUACUGCGACUACUUCGCCUCAGUGUCCUUCCCUGACGUGCUCGAUCUCGGGUUGCGCGUCACCAGGCUGGGCUCGUCCAGCGUCACCUACGAAGUGGGCGUGUUCCGCCGCGGCGAGGAGGCCGUCAAGGCCGUGGGCGGGUUCACGCAUGUGUUUGUCGAGAGGGAUAGUAUGCGACCAGCCAAAAACAAAGGGAUGGACGAGAAGAUUCGGAAGGGGUUGGAAAGGUUGCUGAAUCAGCCGUCGUCGUUGUCGUCGUCAAAUGAUAAAUCGGCAAAGUUGUGA
Molecule: messenger RNA, 561 nt
Organism: Rasamsonia emersonii CBS 393.64
Lineage: Eukaryota; Fungi; Ascomycota; Eurotiomycetes; Eurotiales; Trichocomaceae
Product: Thioesterase family protein
Exons: 2
Coding region: 1-561 (186 amino acids)
Cellular component (GO): mitochondrion
Molecular function (GO): fatty acyl-CoA hydrolase activity
Source: RefSeq, a predicted model, not a curated record